AGUGACAGCUGCGGACAUCCAACACCAGUGUCAGGGCCUCGGUUCUCUUCAUUUUAGCGUGUUGGUCACAGAACGGUGUCUGGGGGUGGCGGGGGGUCCCUGAGGGAGUGAGUGCUCCAGCACGCACAGGGUCUGUGCACCUCCUCGGGGCGUUCCAGCCCAUGUGUGGACAGUGAGUUUGAGAUGUGACAGCGGGACCCGUCACACACCACCCAAUGCCCAGAGCCAGGGGACCUGCAGCCAGGCUCAAAGGGGAGUGAGCUUUCCCUGGGGCCAGUCGGCCUGGUGGCACAGGACGGCGGGGGAGUCAGAGUCCCUGCGGGGCUUGUGGACCCCCACCCAGGUGGCUGUCCCCACCUGGCGCCUCUGACUCAGCAGGGCUGGCGGGUGGGGCAGAGAGGGUAUACGGUCCCCCAGUCCUGGGAGGCUGCGCUUGGGGUGGCCUUCGGGGUCUGAAUCCUGGGCACUGUCCCUGCUCGGGCGUGCCCCCUGCCGGCGGAGGGUGACAGAUGCUGCCGGCUCGGCGGUGAGAACCCUUCCCUGCCCCCCCCCCCCCACCACCACCACCGCUCAGAAAGCACACAUCAGAUUCCCUCCUAGAAAGCGGGCUUCCGGUAGAGUGACAGCCGUCCUCUGCUAGUACCGUGGAACAGAACUUUAUCCAGGUGUUCUGGAGUUGCUGGAUGACAUUACCACCUAGCUGGGACUUGGUCGCCGUGGUAAUAUUUUGAAAAGACCGUUGCUAACUGCGGAUGGCCAUCACACCUGUAUGCUCCUUGCACUUUUCAAGGAAACAGCAGUGAGUCGGAGGAAGACCACAGCGCUGGGAGUGUGCAGGGCCAGGCCCUCCCCAGCACACACCGGCUGCCCGACGCCAAGCUCCAGCCCCUGCACACCAAGAUGGACGUCAUCAAGAAAGGGCACGCCAAGGACAGCCAGCGCUACAAGGUGGACUACGAGUCCCAGAGCACGGACACCCAGAACUUCUCCUCCGAGUCCAAGCGCGAGACGGAAUACGGGCCCUGCCGCCGGGAGGUGGAGGACACGCUGAACCGACUCAAGUUCUUGGACAUGCUUAGCCCUAGGGGCAUCCACAUCCCCAACUGUGACAGGAAGGGCUUCUACAAGAAGAAGCAGUGCCGCCCCUCCAAGGGCAGGAAGCGGGGCUUCUGCUGGUGCGUGGACAAGUAUGGGCAGCCCCUUCCCGGCUUCGACGCCCGGGGGAAAGGCGACAUUCACUGCUACAGCAUGGACAGCAAGUAGACGCUGCUCGCCACUUAAUGUGGAGCUCAGAAACGCCUAAUUUUGCACAAAAGACUGCCAAGGACACGAUCAGCAUCUGGCUACAGCCUCAGUUUAUCUUUCUUUUUGUGGUGAAUUGAUUUUUCUUUUAGCCAAAGUUUAGAAGGAGCUGUUCGCAGCGCCUAGGGUUCUUGUAGAUGGUGAACCGGAGCGUCUUCCACUUCGCAGGAGUCGAUGAGACGCGGCCGGGUUUUUCUUCUUGCUUCCUCCAAACAUACGCGUACCCUGCAGCACCGCGCGGCCGGCCCUCCCGCGUCCCGGAGCGCGCCCGCGUGUGCGCCCACGCAGCCCACCCUCCACUUCCAGACCCAGCGAGUGUCGCUUCUGUAGAGUGCACGCCUCGUCCCCAUUCGGUAAAUGAGCACAGGCCUCGGCGAGGACGGGGAGCCCCGCAGCCUGGUGUCUGGACAUCCCGGUGCCCCUGCCGGGGGCGGGGCUUACAGCCAGGAGGCCCGGCCCCGCUGAUCCUGGGGAUCUUCAAGUAGGCGCCCUGGGGAACAGCAGAGAGACUAAGUGGAGUCUUACAAGUAAAAAAUAAAAAAAGACCAAGAAUGUUCCCCGGAAGUCUGGGAACCUGUGAAGACAGGUGUUUCUGACCCGCCCCCCCACCCCACCCCACCCCACCCCACCCCACCCCCGGCGUGGCCUCUGCCAUUGACUCCGCCCUUUUCAGAGGCCACGGAAUUAGAGUAGGAUUUUUCAAUGACUGCAGACAAUAGCAUUUUUCCAUUUAGCAAUUCAAGAACGACUUUAGUUUUGAGGAUAAACUUCUUAAAGGCAAAAAUGUUUAUUUUUCUGUCUCUCCCUUGUCCUCCUUGGCACGAGAUAAAAAGAGUAAAAAUAGUUGUUAUCACCCAGCAAAGAGGGAUGGCUUGUCGGGGACACUGGGGCCAUCCAGAGAAUCCCGUGCCCACUGCACUUGGACCCCCACCCCCACUUGUCUUUCUAAGUCACACAUAUAUGCAGAGAAAGUAUGUUCUUCAUGAGGUGUUACCCUCGUAUACGUCCUAGUCCAGAUACACUAGGACCUGUGCUAGAGAAGAGAAACACGGCCUCCACCGAGGGAGGGCGCUGGGGCCGGGCCUGGCUGCUUUCCCGGAGGCCGGGCCUCAGGGUAGGUGAGCAGGAACACCCCAGGGUGGAUGCGCACAGCACACAGCCCUCCCUGAGAGCACGAAGGGGGGUCUCGAGACAUUCUGCCUACCUGUGAGCUUUCCUUUAUUUUUUUUAAUUAAGUUUUUUUGGGGAAAAAAAGGUAUUUUUGAAAAGUUUGUCUUGCAAUGUAUUUAUAAAUAGUAAAUAAAGUUUUUAC
Messenger RNA from Neomonachus schauinslandi (Hawaiian monk seal), 2614 nucleotides. RefSeq names its product insulin like growth factor binding protein 3 (gene IGFBP3). Gene Ontology annotation, molecular function: insulin-like growth factor II binding; insulin-like growth factor I binding; fibronectin binding. Gene Ontology annotation, cellular component: extracellular region. NCBI's taxonomy places the organism in Eukaryota, Metazoa, Chordata, Mammalia, Carnivora, Phocidae. The transcript is spliced from 4 exons. Gene Ontology annotation, biological process: regulation of insulin-like growth factor receptor signaling pathway. The coding region runs from base 901 to 1263 and encodes 120 amino acids. The record is from RefSeq and is a predicted model, not a curated record.